AUUUAUCACUGUCUCCGAGGGAGAUGUGCCCGGCGGAACAGGGGCUACAGCAAUGACAUCUCGCACCACAGAGCAUGCUGCAGCGGGGACUUCUCAAGCCUCCAGGGACAUGGCUCCUUCUUCUGUGGUGGGGAAGGCUCGGUCAUCUACAGCCGGGGAGCUUCGUCCUGCCAGCCCAUGCCAACGUCGUCCACCUACAGCGUUGCAGGGGGGUACAGAUGUGGUGGUGAUGGAUCUGUCGUGAUAGCCAGUGGUGACAGCGGGGGGACAUCUAGCUGGGGCAUUGAAGGGGGGACAGUUCCAGUCCAUGGCACCGGGGCUGGAAUAGGGUGCAGCGGUGAUGACUCAGGCCAGAACAUCAUUGGCAGCUCAGGGGCUGGUGGAGGAUCCAGUUGCCACAGUGGGAAAUUGGGCAUCACUGCAGGAGGAGGUUUUGAGUACGGAUGCGAUGCCUCACCGAGAGAAAAGGCCUUAACAGCAGGUGGGGACAGUGGCAGAUCAGGGUACUAUAGCGGGGGAUUGGGCUAUGGCAUCGGGGGAUGCUCGGGCCCAGAGCUCAGCUCUGGGGGCAGUGGGUCCUCCCAGGCCACGCAGCAGAAAUGCCCCGUGGUCGUUCCCGACAUCGAGGCCCACCAGAGCAAGCAGACUAGCCACUGGCCCCCCAGCCAAAAGAAGUGA
This is a messenger RNA of Phaethon lepturus (White-tailed tropicbird), 678 nucleotides long. Its product is annotated as loricrin-like. The annotation marks the transcript as partial. The record is from RefSeq and is a predicted model, not a curated record. The transcript has a single exon. Lineage: Eukaryota; Metazoa; Chordata; Aves; Phaethontiformes; Phaethontidae.